UUGAGGGUGAGAGAGCACUAGCAGCGGCAAUACAAGAAAGGAGGUGCAUCCUAGUUUAUAGAAAAUUUUUUAUCAAGAAAUGGCUCAGCUGCAACAAUCUUCUUCGUCUAAGCCUCUCGAACAUUGUAAUGACUCCACUCAUGUUCAGCAACUCAAGAACGGUGUUCUUUAUCUCAAAGCUUCAAAUCUAAAACUCGAAGGGAACUGGAACAAACAUGGUACUUAUGCUGAGUUACUGGAGAGCAGCAUAUUUAAAGUCAGCGGACAAUGUGGGCUGCAAGGACAUAUGUAUGUGGGGCAUGUGGUGAUCGGGCUGACCCGUUGUCAUGCCAUGGGAAAAGUGAAAAUUGAGGCCAGCUCUCCGAAGCAAGAGUCUGAAGAGGACUUGACAAGUAACAAACCAGGGAUUCUGGCACGCCUUGAGAUCGGCCUCUACGGUGAUGAACAUUUCGAGUUUUCCCUCACCAGUGCUGAACCAAGCGGGAAGAUACAGAAAGGCCUCAUCAUAUAUGGCAUUACCUUAACUCCGGUGAAAAUUUAAUCAAAUUGAAUAAUGCAGCUAGCCAUGAGUGUGUCAAGACCAUGGCCUACACCUCUAAUUUCAUCGUGCCUGUAAUGUAAUAAAUAACAGUCUGCUGAAGCUAAGCUGUUUGAUGUGUUAUGAAUAAAAACCAUGACUACCAUUAGGUAGGUGGUUCAGUCUGUGUGCUGUAUUAUAUAUGCUAUUGAACAAUGUUUGAUUUAA
This is a messenger RNA of Daucus carota subsp. sativus, 745 nucleotides long. RefSeq lists its product as uncharacterized. The transcript has 3 exons. Lineage: Eukaryota; Viridiplantae; Streptophyta; Magnoliopsida; Apiales; Apiaceae. The record is from RefSeq and is a predicted model, not a curated record. Bases 80 to 541 code for a protein of 153 amino acids.